Molecule: messenger RNA, 5910 nt
Organism: Salvia splendens (bonfire salvia)
Lineage: Eukaryota; Viridiplantae; Streptophyta; Magnoliopsida; Lamiales; Lamiaceae
Product: protein SUPPRESSOR OF npr1-1, CONSTITUTIVE 1
Exons: 6
Coding region: 93-4958 (1621 amino acids)
Molecular function (GO): ADP binding
Source: RefSeq, a predicted model, not a curated record
AUUCCUGCUACCCCCAGAAAUUAGUCUUCUUGUUUCUUCUCCAAAAAUUCAUCCUUCCUCCGACAUCAUCGUCCUCGUCCAGGAAAGUCAACAUGAAGACACCCAAGGACAAGUAUAUAAAAAACCAAAGGAAAUCUAUAAACAUAAGGGCCCAGAUCGGCCUUCAAGGCAUGGUUAUUAAUGCACCUGCAGCUCCCGAAGCUGAUUCAUUCACCCUUGAUCCAAUUUUUAUUGGAAAAGAUGAUGUCUUGUCUGAUAUAGUUGAGUUUUUUUCUGGGAGCGAGGAGCAGAAGGUGUCAGCCCUUGCAAUUGUCGGAACGGCUGGCAUUGGGAAGACAUCCUUAACUAGGAAAUUCCUCAGUCAUGAAACGACGAAGGCUCGAUUUGAAUUACUCAUUUGGGUGUGUGUUUCUCAGUGCUCUGAUUCAAUCGUUCUUUUACAGAAAUUCCUCUCAGCGUUGCCUUCACAUAUGAGUGACGGAUUUGAGGAUCAGGAAGUUCUGUUGCAACAGAUUCAAGGAGCUUUGAUUGGUAAAACUUGUCUUCUUGUUUUUGAUGAUGUUUGUAAUCAUAUUAUCUUGAAAGACUUUAUCAUUUCCAUAAUGGGAGUUACUUCUGUUAAGGGAAAUGGCAUUAUCAUUACUACUAGAAAUGAAGAGGUUGCUUUGAAAUUGAAGCCGCUUUAUAUACAUUCACUAAGUAACUUAUCUGAUGAAGACUGUUGGUCUAUAAUCAAAACCAAAACUUUUGGAGACGGAAAUGUUCCAUCAAGUUUAGAAUUCAUUGGAAGAAGGAUAGCAAAAAGAUGUCAUGGGUUGCCCUUAGCUGCCAAUGUAGUUGGGGGAUUGCUUUGGAGUAAGUCCGAAAGAGAGUGGCGCCUCAUCAAUAAAAAUUGGCUUUCUGAUGGUGAAAGUUGUGAAGAUGUCUCAAAAAUAUUGAAAUUGAGCUUUGAUCAUUUGUCUUCUCCAUCACUCAAGAAGUGCUUCCUAUAUAGUUCGAUUUUCCCUAAAGGUGAGAAAAUGGAGAAGCGAGAACUGAUUGAGCUGUGGAUGGCAGAAGGGUUUCUUCAACCCGAUCAAAGAAAUGACAUGGAGUCUGUGGGAAACAAGUUUUUUAAUGUACUUCUACGCAACUCCUUUUUGCAGGUUGAAGAGAGGGAUGAUUAUGGAAAUGUGAAAAGUUGUGUGAUGCAAAAUCUUGUGCAUGAUCUUGCACAUUCUCUUUUGGGUUCACCUGAUUAUGUAGAUUUCAUAGGCCAAGUUCGACACAUGAUCUACAGUUUCGGAGACAAACCAAAUCCUAUCCCGAAACAAGUGGCAAAACAUGUGUGUACACUAAUCUUUGAAUGUGAAAUUUCUGAUACCAACUUCGCAGAUUUUGAAUGUCUUCAUGUUCUUAGUCUUAAGAGUGAUGGAGUUAAAGAGUUACCCGAAUCAAUUAGGGAGUUGAUACAUUUGAGAAAGCUUAAUAUUUCACAUACAUCAAUUGUUAAAUUGCCGGAUUGGAUUGGUGAACUCCAUCACUUGCAAACAUUAAGUGCAAAGAGUGGAUGCUCGAGGAAACUGCCAAGUACAUUGAAGUACUUGAUUAACUUACGAAAUCUUUAUAUCCAGCCUCAUGUAGAGUUGCCUGCUGAGAUUGGGAGAUUAACUUGUCUUCGAACACUAACACACUUCACAGUGGGCGACAACAAGGGCUAUCGGAUUGAAGAGCUCGGAAGUUUGAAGAAUCUCAAUGGAGAACUAGAGAUUCUUAAUCUGGAGAAGGUGCUUGACAAGGAAGAGGCAGAAAAAGCACAUAUUUUUGAGAAGCCAGGCUUAAUUGAUUUAAGGUUUGUAUGGACUGAAUCUGGAGAAGGUGAAAGAAAUGAUGAGAGUGUUUUGGAAGGCCUUCAACCUCACCCAAACCUCAAGAAGUUGGAGAUUAGAGGAUUCAAAGGAAAAAGAUUUCCAUCUUGGACUUUAAAGAUGGCAAUACGAGAUAAACCUCAAGGUUCUUGGGUACCACUUAACAGCUUGAUACAGAUAACACUCUCAUGUUGCCAAGAAUGCAAGAUAAUCCCGACGAUGGAACACUUGCCAAAUCUCAAAUAUAUUUAUUUGAAAGGAUUAAAGAAGGUGAGGUCCAUAGAUUCUUCAUUCUAUGAUUUAAUGUCACUCCAUAUAGAAGAAUUAGAGAGAUUGGAAAACCUCCCAUAUGGGUUAUUCUAUGAAAAUCAGAAUCUCUCGAAGUUAUGGAUUAAUGGAUGUCCCAAGUUGAGAGAAUUACCAGAUGGGUUGCACACCCUAAAUUAUCUAGAGGACUUGUUUAUUUGGAGUUGUCCAAAUCUGAGGUGGAUAGGGAGUCUACGAGGCAGAGGGCAGUCAAUAGGGAUCCUCCGUAGGCUGAGUAUUGGAUUGUGUGGAAAGCUGAUGAUGUUGCCACAUCAAAUGAUAGAGUCAUGGGCCUCGACUCUCCAGUAUCUCUCACUGGUCGAACUAACUAGCCUAAGGAACCUGCCAAUGGUGAUUGCCUGCCUCUCAGAAUCAACUCGUCUCAAAGAACUGAGAAUCGUUGGUACUCCUAAACUUUGGGCUUCUCGUAAUGAUAUGAGUUGGACAUUGGACAGCUUGUGGAAAUUAAGGAUUGAUGUUAGUGAGGAGUGGUCAAGGGAGACUAGUGUUGACAUUAAAGACACUGUGGAUGACAUAUUGCAAGGAUGUUGGAACUCACUUAGUUUGUUAAAAUUAAGAGGGGUGGUAAAUUGGAAUUGGGUGCCAAGUUAUAUUCAGUAUCUAAAUGCUCUUUCCUGGUUAGUUUUAGAGAAUUUAGGGGUUGAAGAAUUGCCCCAUUGGUUUGGGAAACUCUCAUCUCUAGAGGAGCUCAAUCUAAUCAACUGCAAAAAGUUAAGGCGUCUACCCUCCGACAAUGCAUCAAAGCACCUCACUAAAUUACGAUUCUUGCUUAUUAAAGAUUGUAUGGAAUUACGCAUUGAUUCUGAGUGGCACAACAUUCCCCAUCUCAUCAUCCAAGUUUGCGAUUCCACAAAUGGUUCUGUCAUAACCUUCCCGGCAGUUGACCCGCAGAAGGAAAAUGUUGCUGAAAGUCGUGUAGUAAGUCUAGGAAGUGAGCCAAUAUCCGCUUCAGAAAGUAAGCCGCACACAGAGAUUUUUAUUGAAGAGUCCUCCUAUAUGCUGGAUAGGGUGAUUUCAAUGGAUUCCGCGGCUGGCUCAAAUCCUUCAUCGCUUUCAGGACACGAAACCAAGCAGCAAUUUGCGGAAGAGAUUGAAGAAGAGGGCGUGGUCUCAGGGGAUAGCGAAACAGAGAUGUCUAUGAGUGGCUUCUAUUCACCGCAGAGAGUUGAACAAGAGUGCCAUGGAGAAAUUCUGGCAGUGAAUGAGCAACAAGAAACUGAACUUAUUUCAUCAAAUGUGGAAGAACUCACUUCAACAAUUGCGGAAAGAAGUAAGCAUCUUGAAGAAAAUGUUACCGGCCCUAUUUAUUUUCAAGAGAAAGAACUUUAUGUGGUUGUUCUAGAGGAUAAAGAUAUACUUCUAAAAUUUGAUAACCACGUUAUCUUUAUCGGAGCUUAUCCAUCACUAUCACCACAUAACAGUUCCCCACUGAAUGCCGUGCUUAAUUUGGUAGAGCAACACUUGCAUGAGCUACCUCUAAAGCCAGACUACCCUGAUUCAUUGGUACUAUUCCUACAGAGAAACAGACGUUUAACUCUCAUUCAUCCCUUGUUUUUUGACAACAUGCCUGAGUUGCGUUUUCUAGACUUAUCAGAUACCAAAAUAAGGAUAUUACCUAGUUCACUUUUCAAGCUUUCGAAGCUUAAAGUUUUGCUGUUGAGGAACUGCAUUUGUAUUGAAAAACUUCCGCCUGAAAUAGGAGAACUCGAGAAAAUGGAGGUACUUGAUCUUUCUGGCACUGAGCUCUACGACCUCCCCGCUGAAAUCAGUCAGCUUGAUCAUAUGAAGAGAAUGCACCUAUCCUUCUAUGGACCAGAUGAUGAAAGUGAAUACGAGCUUUUGCCAUGUCAAUUGGUUUCUCCCAGUUUUCUAUCAGAGAUGGAAGGAAUACAAUCGUUAAGCAUUAGCGUGCACCCUGAAGAUCACCGAUGGACAGAAGCUGUUGCCUGCAUAAUAAAUGAUAUCAGCAAGCUGGAGAUGUUGAGUUCCCUUCAUUUCUACUUUCCAGAAAUAGAAAUGUUUGAAAAUUUCAUUGAAACGAGCCCUUCAUGGAAUAACCAGAGCUUAAGUAAGUUUGAAUUUGCUGUUGGCCAAGAUGUAAAGCGAAUUGUAUCUCGGGUCCCAGAUGAAGUGGAAUCGCUGUUCAGUCAACAUGAGAGAUGCUUGAGGUAUGUUAAUGCCGAUAAGACAUCAUCAUUAAUUAAAAGUGUUAUCACCCGUGCCACAGCAUUCUACUUGGAUCACCACACUGGUAUCCGUAGCUUGUCUGAAUUCGACAUUUCUAGUUUUCGGUCCAUGAAAUUCUGUAUCAUACGAGAGUGUCCAAAAAUGCAGGUGAUUUUGGAUGAGAAAAAUGCUAGAGGUGCAUUUCCAUGUCUAGAGUAUUUGGGAAUCUACUUUAUAUGGGAGUUGAGGCAAAUUUGGGAGCCAUUGUCACAAGCAAGUAGAUUGAAGAGAAUCUUCAAGGCACCUAUACCUGUGAGAAACUUUGAAGCUCUUAAAUAUUUUAUGAUCAAGACAUGUCCAAAGCUACGAUUCAUAUUUUGGGAAUCAAUGCUUCUAUGUCUUGCCAACCUGGAGGAGCUUGUUGUUGAGGAUUGUGAAGGCAUGGUGAAAAUAAUCGAAGGGGAAAGCAAGAAUUUGAAGUACCAAGACAAUGUCCUUCCGAGGUUAAGAAAACUCAUACUUGCCUACCUACCGGAGCUGGUUAGCUUUGGCUGUAGUAUUCGUAUGUCAGAAGAAAAAAUCAGUGUUUAUGGCUGUCCCAAGUUGAAACAACCUUAAUGGCACCAAUUUUGAAGAAGUGCAAGCUGGACUUUCAAGGAGUUGGAUGAUCAUCUGUUUGAUUAAAAAUCUAAAAAUGCUAGAAAAAAAUGUAAAACUUGAUUUUCUCUAGUAGUAUCAAGAUAUGCCCAAAGCUAUGAUUCAUACUUUGGGAAUCAAUGCAUCCGUGUCUUGCUGACCUGGAGGAAGUUGUUGAGGAUUGUGAAGGCAUGGAGAAAAUAAUUGAUGAGGACAGCAGGAAAGUAAGAAGACUAUGUCCUUCCCGGGUUAAGGAAAUUCGUACUUUGCUACCUGCCGGAGCUAAGCUGGAUUUCCAAGGAAGUGAACAGUCAUCUCUUUGGUUAUUGCGUGGAGAAAAUAAUCGAAGAGGAAAGCAAGGAUGUGGAGAACCAAGACAUUUUCCUUCCGAGGUUAAAAAAAUCGUACUUGGCUACCUACCGGAGCUGGUUAGCUUUGGCUGUGGUGUUCGAAUGUCAGAAGAAAAAAUCAGUGUUUAUGGUUGCCCCAAGUUCAAAUGCGCUUUGAUGGCACUACAAAUUUACCAAUUCGAAGAAAUACAAGCUGGAAUUUCAAGGAGUCGGAUGACCAUCUGUGUGGCCAAUCAAUAAUCUGAAAAGGCUAGAAAAAAAAUACUAUUCGUAUUUGGGAAUCAAUGCAUCCAUAUCUUGCAAACCUGGAAGAAGUUGUUGAGGAUUGUGAAGGCGUGGGGAAAAUAAUUGAUGAGGAAAACAGGAAAGUGAAAUACGAAGACGAUGUCAUUCCCAGGUUAAGGAAGCUCGUACUUUGCUACCUACCGGAGCUAAGCUCGACUUCCAAGAAACUGAACAAUCAUCUUUUAUGUUACAGUAAGUGAAACUGUUAUCUUCUUGUAAUAAGUAAAACUGUUAUCUUCUUGUAAUAAGUAAAACUGUUAUCUUCUUGUAAUAAGUAAAACUGUUAUCUUCUUCUUGAA